This is a messenger RNA of Grosmannia clavigera kw1407, 513 nucleotides long. RefSeq lists its product as uncharacterized. The record is from RefSeq and is a predicted model, not a curated record. NCBI's taxonomy places the organism in Eukaryota, Fungi, Ascomycota, Sordariomycetes, Ophiostomatales, Ophiostomataceae. The transcript is spliced from 4 exons. Bases 1 to 513 code for a protein of 170 amino acids.
AUGACUCUCUCCGACGAAGAGCUUGAUCGUGACUGGAAGCCCAGUGGGCGCCGGCCCCAGUCAACCAUUGCGCGCUCCUUCUCCCUGGAGCUGAUGGACAUAUUUCGUAUUGAAAACAGUGUUGCCGACUUAGACGAGCAGGUAGACAAGCGGAAACAGAUAGUUACUACCAAGGCGAGCGAGCUCGAGGCCAUUGAGAACCGCCUCCGUGAGAUGGAGACAAGGCUGAAUGGUGGAAAUCCGGUGGCAACAAGUAAAUCGUCUGCCGCCGAAGUCGCCGCAGCUAUAUCCGCCGCCCAUGCCGCGGCCAGAGACGUACAGGCCCAGGCCCAGGCCCAGGCCCAGGCCCGGGCGCUCGAGCAUCGCCCACGCGGCCAUCAGCAGCAGCAAGAGGCUCAGAAGCACAGUGGAAGCCGACCAGGAACAGCACGGACAAGCCAACAGGCAGCGCCGGGGGCCCUGCCGCCAACGCCCGUGGGCAGCGAGGACGGUGACAGCGAACACGAUGCCUAA